AUGCAGAGUGUCACUCAGGCAGGCAUAUUCCCUGUAGCACCAGUUGUUGCUCAGGAUGGAGGAGGAGCCCAAGCUCUUGCUACUCGUACUCCAGAGCAGAUGGCUCCCCAAUUUCAGACUCUUGCAGCUCAGCCACUUGGCGUAGUCCAGUCGGGUGUUGUAGCUCAGACCGGUUCAAGAGCUGCAAAGAAGGUUACAUCCCAUAGUAGUAAAGCCGGUCCUCAAUUUCCGGUCGGUCGUAUCGCCCGUUUUCUUAAAGCCGACAAGUAUGCCGAGCAUGUAGGCGCCGGAGCUCCGGUUUACCUUGCUGCUGUCCUGGAAUACCUUGCUGCUGAGGUUAAUUUCGUCUUUGGACUUUUUAGUUCUGUAAUUUUUGCAUAA
This is a messenger RNA of Nicotiana attenuata, 381 nucleotides long. Its product is annotated as histone H2A-like. Gene Ontology annotation, cellular component: nucleosome. The transcript is spliced from 2 exons. Gene Ontology annotation, molecular function: structural constituent of chromatin; DNA binding; protein heterodimerization activity. Lineage: Eukaryota; Viridiplantae; Streptophyta; Magnoliopsida; Solanales; Solanaceae. The coding region runs from base 1 to 381 and encodes 126 amino acids. The record is from RefSeq and is a predicted model, not a curated record.